Molecule: messenger RNA, 570 nt
Organism: Fraxinus pennsylvanica
Lineage: Eukaryota; Viridiplantae; Streptophyta; Magnoliopsida; Lamiales; Oleaceae
Source: the annotation of a GenBank genome assembly
AUGGAGGGAGUUGGGGCUAGGUUCGGGCGGUCCUCAUCUAGAUACGGCCCUGCCAGUGCCAUCGUCUUCACGGGGCCAGUCCGUAAGUGGAAGAAAAAGUGGGUCAAUGUGCCGCCCUCCAAUUCCAACCAAACGGCAACAAACGGCAUCAUUAAUGGCAGUAAUGGCUCCUCCCACCUCUUGCUCUACAAGUGGACCCCGAUUGCUCACAGCCAAAAGAAAGACAAUAAUGAUACUAACAGCAGCGAUAAUAGUAACGGCAAUGAUGACACCAAGAAUUCCAAUAUAGACGACUCCGUUGUUGUAGAGGAGCCGCCCAAGCGUAAAUUCAAGUAUAUUCCGAUUGCCUUGCUGGUAGAACAAAAGAAUGAGUCCUCAGAAGAGGUUGAGGAUGAAGCUAAACCAAUCGAGACUGACACAUAUACAGUGGAUGGAACCUCCCAGACUGAUGGCCUUGAUGAAAAGCCUGACAUUAACGAUGUGCCAAUGGAUGAAAAUCAGGGCCUCCAGAAUAAUCCCGUCGAACGGCAAGAUCUGAAUGAAAGCACUCUGGACUUGAGUUUGGGUUAG